UCUGGGGGAACAAUAAACUAGACUUAGGAGCCCACCACGGCCAGUAAAGCCACACAGAAAGCCUCUCUAAUUGCAGCUUGCUUUCUGUCUUUCUUUUUGUCUAUCAAUCUUUUCUUUUUCUUUCCUUCACUUUGUGCGGUUCCUGGUCUCCCCUCACAGCGGCGUUCAGCCUUGCACUACAAUGUCAGGGGUGGCUCCUCUGCAGGAGGCACACAAAGGUUAUGCUGCCCAAAAGUUGUCUGAGUCCACGUGAGAAAGAGAAGGGCUAAAGCCACACCGCUCCCUAAACCUGUUAGCUCUCCAGACAGCUCCAGCACCCAUUCCACAGAGGAGAGGAGCCAUGAGCAACCCCAUUGAACCCAGAAAUAUCACAGACGCCUUGGCGUCAGUCAUCCACAUCCCAGAGGCGCUGUCAGCCUCGUCCAUGCGAGGAGCGGUUGAGGAGGAUGAAAGGGACCUGAACAAAUCCCUGGGGGUCCAGUUCUUUCAGCAGAUCCUCAGCUCCGCCCCCAGGGUCCCCGACGAGCAGCACCGCACCUACAACGAGGAGGACUUUGAAUACCACCGUCACUCCUCGCACCACAUCCACCACCCCCUGUCCAAGCUUCCCUCUGAAGGGAGGAGGAAGAAGAGUGGCAAGAAGAAAAAAAAGGAAAAAGAGAGCAAGUACAGUUCCGGCCCAACCAGCAACACCACCAUUGAGGAAGGAGAGGAUGAGGAAGAUGAGGAGGAAGAGGGUGGAGAGAGCCACACCCAUCUCUCUGAGACAGAUUGUGACACCGUCAAAGAAGAUGUGCAUUUCUUUCUGUCAGAUGAAGAUUGCCUGGCCACACCUACCACAGACAGCCUCCACCCUGCCCGAGGGAUGGAGGUUGUGCCUCAGUCUGGCGUGGGCACCGAACCUGAAGAUGCCACCUCCACCGAAAAGCCCUGUCUGACCUUGUCCAGCAGUGACCCGUCCGACCCCACCUCUCUGACCCGCGUAGCCAGCCGCAGCUACGACCUGCAGGAGCGCCGGCGCACGGGCAACAUGACGGGCGCCGAGCAGGCCAAGUACCAGCGCAUCCCCACGGAUGAGAGCGAGGCGCAGACCCUGGCAUCGGCCGACCUGGACGGCAUUAAGAGCCAUCGUUUUGAGGAUGUCCCUGGGGUACGGAGACACCUGGUCAGAAAGAGCACCAAGGGCCAAGUGGUGCAUGUCGGCAAGGACCACCAGGAGACCAGCAUACGCAGCCAAAAAAAGGACCGGACCCCACAUGAGGUGUUUGUGGAGCUGAACGAGCUGAUCAUGGAUAAGAACCAGGAAAUGCAGUGGCGGGAAACGGCCCGUUGGAUCAAGUUUGAGGAGGACGUGGAAGAGGAGACGGAUCGAUGGGGUAAACCCCACGUGGCCUCGCUCUCCUUCCGCAGCCUGCUGGAGCUCCGCAAGACCAUCUCCCACGGGGCGGUGUUAUUGGACCUGGACCAGAAGACUCUGCCUGGCAUCGCCCACCAGGUGGUGGAGCAGAUGAUCAUCUCAGACCAGAUUAAGGCAGAGGACCGCGCAAACGUGCUCCGAGCCCUGCUUCUCAAACAUAGUCACCCGAGUGACGAGAAGGAGCACAGCCACAACCCCUUCCCCAGGAACAUCUCUGCGGCCAGCCUGGGCAGCCUGCUGCCCCACCACCACAGCUCCAACCACAUCCAACAGCCAGAGCCCUCCGUCACAGACCCCCUCAUGGGCUCGGCCUGCUCGGGGGAACAGGAGACACGCAUUGACAUGGAGAAGAACGACCUGCAGAAGGAGUCGACUCCAAAUAUUGGCAUGCACAGAUCCAAGUCCAAGCAUGAGCUCAAGCUGCUGGAGAAGAUUCCAGAGAACGCUGAGGCCACUGUUGUCCUUGUGGGCAGUGUGGACUUCCUGGAGCAGCCCACCAUGGCGUUUGUCCGGCUGCAGGAGGCGCAGGAGCUGGACUCUGUCCUGGAGGUCCCCGUGCCCGUCAGGUUCAUCUUCGUCCUGCUGGGACCUCCCAGCACCAACAUGGACUACCACCAGAUCGGACGCUCCAUCUCCACACUCAUGUCUGACAAGCACUUCCAUGAGUCGGCCUACCUGGCGGACGACCGUCAGGACCUGCUCAACGCCAUCAACAGCUUCCUGGACUGCAGCAUCGUGCUGCCCCCCUCGGAGAUGGGUGGUGAGGAGCUGCUGCACUCUGUCUCUCGCUUCCAGAAGGAGAUGCUCCGCAAGAGGGAGGAGCAAGGAGCCCUGCUGGCCAAGGAGCCCAAAAGCCAGGAAGAGAAAGAGGCCCUUCUAUCGCCCGGAAAGCUGGGAGACGACCCCCUGCAGCGUACGGGACGCCCCUUCGGCGGCCUGAUCCGGGACGUGAAGCGCCGCUACCCAAAGUACGUGAGCGACUUCAAGGACGCGCUGAACGCCCAGUGCGCGGCGGCCGUCAUCUUCAUCUACUUCGCUGCCCUCUCCCCCGCCAUCACCUUCGGAGGCCUCCUGGGUGAGAAGACUGAGGGUCUGAUCGGUGUGUCUGAGCUGAUCGUGGCCACAGCGGUGCAGGGCAUUCUCUUCUGCGUCUUGGGGGCCCAGCCGCUCCUGGUGGUGGGCUUUUCUGGACCCCUGCUCGUCUUUGAAGAGGCCUUCUACUCUUUCUGUAAGGGGAACGGGGUGGAAUACCUGACGGGCCGGGUGUGGAUCGGCUUCUGGCUCAUCAUCAUCGUGGUGAUGACGGUGGCCUUGGAGGGCAGUUUCCUGGUUCGCUUUGUCUCACGCUUCACCCAAGAGAUCUUCUCCUUCCUCAUCUCACUCAUCUUCAUCUUCGAGACCUUCUCCAAGAUAGGCAAGACUUUCGUGGAUCACCCGCUGCAGCGCUGUUACCUUGACAACAGCACUGCGGAGAACACCACGAUGGAGAAUAGCCCCCUGGAGCUGUUGCUUGGCAACGGCACCAUUUCGGUGGUGCCGGUGAAGGUCCGGAGGGAACCCAACACAGCACUGCUCUCCCUGGUGCUCAUGUCUGGAACCUUCUUUAUUGCAUUCUACCUGCGCAAGUUCAAAAACAGUGCCUUCUUCCCUGGCAAGCUCCGUAGGAUCAUUGGAGAUUUCGGGGUCCCCAUAGCCAUCCUCAUCAUGGUCCUAGUGGACUACAGUAUAAGUGACACUUACACACAGAAACUGAGCGUGCCCAGUGGCUUCUCUGUGACCAGUCCUGAGAAGCGUGGCUGGGUGAUCAACCCCCUGGGCAUGGACACCCCGUUCCCCAUCUGGAUGAUGUUCGGCAGCGUACUGCCCGCCCUGCUGGUCUUCAUUCUCAUCUUCAUGGAGACACAGAUCACCACGCUGAUAGUGAGUAAGAAGGAGCGGAUGCUGGUGAAGGGUUCUGGCUUCCACCUGGACCUGCUGGUGAUCGUGGUGUUGGGCGGCACCUCGGCCCUGUUCGGCCUGCCCUGGAUGGCUGCUGCCACCGUGCGCUCCGUCACACACGCCAACGCCCUCACCGUCAUGAGCAAGGCGGUCGCCCCAGGUGACAAGCCCCGCAUCCAGGAGGUCAAGGAGCAGCGGGUCACAGGGUUGCUGGUGGCCAUCUUAGUAGGCCUUUCCAUCGUGAUCGGAGACCUCUUGCGUCAGAUCCCCAUCGCUGUGCUGUUUGGCAUCUUCCUCUAUAUGGGCGUGAUGUCACUCAACGGCAUCCAGUUCACAGAGCGCCUGAUGCUACUGCUGAUGCCCCCCAAGUACCACCCAGACCACACCUACGUCCGCAAGGUGAAAACGCUGCGAAUGCACCUGUACACGCUGAUCCAGCUGGUGUGUCUGGCAGCGCUGUGGGCCGUGAUGUCCACCGCGGCCUCGCUGGCCUUCCCCUUCGUUCUCAUCCUCACCGUCCCAGUCAAGAUGUUUCUGCUGUCGCGCAUCUUCACCACCCGAGAGAUGCAGUGUCUGGAUUCUGAUGACGCAGAGCCCAUCUUUGAUGAGAGAGAGGUCCAUGACGAAUACUCAGAGAUGCACAUGCCUGUGUGACCCACACCAUCAUAUACCUACCUACCGCUGGAUUCCUCCCUCAGUGGCCAAACCAACCUGCCAAUCACUCUACCAACUAAUGAGAAGCCUGUCCAAGGGAUCCACCAGCAAAACCCUAUAUACCUAAAUGAUAGACCCUCAGACUAUCAUUGAGCUCUGUUGGUCCUGGCUUCCAUUGGUUUAACCACACCUGACAAAGGGUAAAGAUGUCGCAUGCAGGUUCCCUUUAAUCUCAUUCACUUGGACAGAGUUCAAUUGGAUGCCAUGAGUGAUUCAACGUUUUCAUGACAAUAAACAAGCGGUCUCAUGAUGACACACAGCAGGAAAUGGAGACCCAUUAUAGGGGGCACAUCAUGUCAUCGGAAGGGGUCAGGGGUUAGGGGUCAUAACCCAACAGAGCACUUUGUGGCGUUAGGGAUGAAUACCGACUGAAAGGUCCAACCAGUUCAGCAUAUUUAUUUUAUUCAUCAUCCAUGUUUUUAUAUAUUGCUACAUAUUUUAAAAUAUGUCAGUGGAGGAGAGGUUCAAAUUAAAUUGUGUUAUAUAGAUUUCUAAUUUCAAGGUUUAUUCCAAUGAGAUAUAUAUAUACAGUGGGGAGAACAAGUAUUUGAUACACUGCCGAUUUUGCAGGUUUUCCUACUUACA
Coregonus clupeaformis (lake whitefish) is the source of this 4654-nucleotide messenger RNA. Its product is annotated as anion exchange protein 2. Gene Ontology annotation, cellular component: apical plasma membrane; plasma membrane; basolateral plasma membrane. Bases 341 to 4009 code for a protein of 1222 amino acids. The transcript has 23 exons. Gene Ontology annotation, molecular function: solute:inorganic anion antiporter activity; monoatomic anion transmembrane transporter activity. Lineage: Eukaryota; Metazoa; Chordata; Actinopteri; Salmoniformes; Salmonidae. Gene Ontology annotation, biological process: transmembrane transport; regulation of intracellular pH; bicarbonate transport. The record is from RefSeq and is a predicted model, not a curated record.